CGAGAGAAGAAGGAUGCCACCUCUGAGCGGGCGAGCUGGAUUAGAUUUUCUCCCUUUCUCUCCAGCGGCUGCCUCUCUCCUCAUCCAUCUUCCUCGCGGUGCGAUCUGGGUAGGUUAGGUGGAUACUGAAUUAGGGUUGCUGCUGGGGGAGAAGAGGAUUUUAGAAGACAAUGGGGGUUAUGUCCAGACGGGUUUUGCCCGCCUGUGGUAACCUCUGUUUCUUCUGUCCUUCCUUGAGGGCUAGGUCUAGGCAUCCCGUUAAACGUUACAAGAAGAUGCUCGCUGAGAUUUUCCCUCGUAACCAGGAAGCUGAGGCAAAUGAUAGAAAAAUAGGCAAGCUUUGUGAGUAUGCGUCAAGGAACCCUUUACGAAUCCCAAAGAUUACAGAGUACCUUGAGCAGAAAUGCUACAAAGAGUUGCGAAAUGGAAACAUCGGAUCAGUUAAAGUCGUCUUGUGCAUUUACAAGAAGUUGCUUUCAUCAUGUAAGGAGCAGAUGCCUUUGUUUUCAUGUAGUUUGCUAAGCGUGGUCCGAACUCUUUUAGAGCAAACAAGAGAUGAAGAAGUUCAGAUAUUGGGUUGCAAUACCCUUGUUGACUUUAUAAGCUUACAGACUGAGAAUUCACACAUGUUCAACUUAGAAGGUCUAAUCCCUAAGCUUUGUCAACUUGCUCAAGAAAUGGGAGAUGAUGAAAGAUCACUCCGUUUACGCUCAGCAGGAAUGCAAGCUUUGGCUUUCAUGGUAUCUUUUAUUGGUGAGCAUGCCCAACUAUCAAUUGACUUGGAUAUGAUUAUUUCUGUGAUUCUGGAGAAUUAUAUGGAUUUAGAGAAGAGCCAAGAAGAUACCAAUGAAGCUGGUAAAAUGGUUUCUUUCAAACAUAAUCCUGUGACUGACUUUAACUUGGAAAACAUGGACAUCUCCAAGAGCCCCUCAUACUGGUCUAUGGUAUGCCUUUGCAAUAUAGCCAAGUUAGCAAAGGAAACCACCACUGUUCGCCGUGUUCUGGAACCGCUUCUGAAUGCUUUCGACAGUAGAGAUUACUGGUCUCCAGAGAAGGGCGUUGCCUCUUCUGUUUUAUUGUUUCUGCAGUCUCGUCUGGAAGAAUCAGGAGAGAACUGUCAUGUGCUGGUAUCUUCUUUGAUCAAGCACUUGGAUCAUAAGAAUGUAACGAAGCAACAAGGAGUUCAAGUUAACAUGGUGAAUGUAGCUACAUGCCUUGCGCUACAUGCUAAGCAGCAAGCUUCAGGAGCUAUGACUGCUGUGAUAGCUGACUUGAUUAAGCACUUGAGGAAGUGCCUGCAAAAUGCAGCUGAGUCAGAUCUGCCUGCUGAGGUAGCGAAGCAGAACUCUGACCUGCAGCUUGCGUUAGAUAAGUGCAUUGCAGAGCUCUCAAAUAAGGUUGGGGAUGCAGGGCCCAUUCUUGAUAUGCUGGCGGUGGUUCUUGAGAUGAUAUCCACCAAUGUACUAAUUGCUAGGACCACAGCAUCAGCCAUUCUCCGUGCUGCACAUAUUAUAUCAGUGGUCCCAAAUGUUUCUUACCACAAGAAAGUGUUUCCGGAUGCCUUGUUUCACCAACUGCUCCUUGCAAUGUCCCACACGGAUUAUGAAACUAGAGUUGAAGCACACAAUGUUUUCUCAGUUCUGCUUCUUCGAACUCUUCUUUUGCCUUGGUCAGACCAACAUAAGGAGGAGGAGAGGGAUAAAGUUGAUGAAUCCUUAAACAGUGAUCUGCGUAAAGAUGUAAACCACACAUCUCAUACAAGUCUUAGUUGUGAGUCCUUGGAUAGCUUAAAUGAUGGUGGUAUAAAGUCGUUAUGUUCACUCAGACUAAGUAGUCACCAAGUAAACAUGCUCCUUACAUCACUAUGGAUCCAAGCGACUUCUACCGAGAACACCCCUGCUAAUUUUGAGGCGAUGGCUAGCACGUUUAAUACCACUAUUUUGUUUUCACUAGCAAAGAAAUCAAAUCACAUGGCUCUGGUGCGGUGUUUUCAGCUUGCGUUCUCUCUUCGGAAUCUCUCAUUGAACCAAGAUGGAGAUUGGCAGCUCUCUCGUAGAAGAUCAAUCUUCACGUUUGCAUCAUACUUGCUCAUUUUCAGUGCCAAGAUUUCUAACAUACCGGAGCUAAUUCCAAUUGUCAAAGAAUCUUUAACUGGCCAAAUGGUUGAUCCUUAUCUUGUACUGGAAGGAGAUAUCAGACUGCGUGCUGGAUGUUCUGGAUUUCCACAGGAAGAUGGAUCUGAUAAAGAUGAUAGUGCUGCUCUCAGCUCACCAGAGAUUGUGGCAAAUGAUAGUCGCCUUAAGGAAAUCAUUAUCACUCAUCUCACAUCGAGGUUUCAGACAUUAUCCGAGGAGGAGCAAUCAAGUUUGAGAAAGGAGAUUCAGUCAGAUCUUUCAAGAGAUGAUGCACACCCGCUUGGUGCACCAAUGUUCAUGGAUACACCAGGACCUAGCUCUCCUCUUAAUCAAAUGGAACUUCCAGCUUUUGAAGAGGCUGAGCUUUCAGAAAUAGCUGCAUUUGAAGAAAUUUCACCGGGGGCUAGUGGGAGUCACAGAACGUCCUUGUCCACAAACACUAACCCUGUAGAUGUUCUGAGUAUCAACGAGUUGUUAGAAUCGGUAUCAGAAACUGCUAGGCAAGUAGCAAGUCUCCCUGUUUCCUCCCUUCCUGUACCUUAUGACCAGAUGAUGAACCAGUGUGAAGCUCUCGUGACGGGCAAGCAGCAGAAGAUGUCUGUGCUUCUAAGUUUCAAACCCCAAGCAACCAAAGCUAUAACUUUCUCAGAAGAAGAUGAAAAGGAGGAGCUCUUUCUUCUCAAGGAGACAGAAGAAGCUGAUGAAGAUGAUCAGAAGGCACUCACUGUGACACACGUCCAACCUCAAGGCCAGUACGCAUCCUGCUCACUCGAAGUGGAACAAAACUCUUUUCGGUUGCCGCCUUCAAGCCCCUACGAUAAGUUCUUGAAAGCAGCUGGAUGUUAAACCCACGGUACAUUACGUAAAAUCUUGCAUAUAUAUAUAGACACACGGUAUAAUAUAUAUAUAUAUAUAUAUAUAUAUUAUCACGUGUAAUCAUGUGCUUCAUAUAUACAAAUUAGUCACACCUUGGCUCUUGUUGGAAGCAAAUAUGAUUCGAUUCAUUCCAUUUGUAAUGUGUGAUGAACAAAAAAAAUGUUGUAUCAUCAAGGAAGCAUUUGUUGUUGAUUAUUUUUUGUUUGUUUGUGGUGAGCUGCGUGUGUUUUGUUCUGUGUUGUACGAAUUGGAGUUUGAAACCAGUCUUGUGGUUUGUAUUAAUGGAUUAACAAGUCAAAUAAAGUGUUAAACCCCGGUACA
Messenger RNA from Brassica napus (rape), 3332 nucleotides. RefSeq names its product protein SEMI-ROLLED LEAF 2. The coding region runs from base 171 to 2981 and encodes 936 amino acids. The record is from RefSeq and is a predicted model, not a curated record. NCBI's taxonomy places the organism in Eukaryota, Viridiplantae, Streptophyta, Magnoliopsida, Brassicales, Brassicaceae. The transcript is spliced from 19 exons.